Molecule: messenger RNA, 1092 nt
Organism: Cavenderia fasciculata
Lineage: Eukaryota; Evosea; Eumycetozoa; Acytosteliales; Cavenderiaceae
Exons: 5
Coding region: 1-1092 (363 amino acids)
Source: RefSeq, a predicted model, not a curated record
AUGAUAUUAAUGAUGAUGAUGGUACAAUGUCAAAAUGAAUUGACAUCGAUGCCAGAUUUUCCAAUCGAACCUCAACCUGGAUACUUGAUUGCAGAGAGACUAGAUCGUCCAGAUACAAAAGAGAUGACUUGUAUGUUUAACAAAUGUGGAGAUCUAGGUGAUCCUUGCGACGCCGAUAGAAAUUUAUGUGGAGCAGCUACUUAUUGUUCAAAUGGUUCAUGUGUACCAUCUAUAUUACCUGGUCUACAAUGUAACAAUUGGAACGAUUGUAAUGAGUUGGAAGGCUAUUUUUGUAUUCCCUAUCCAAAUGGUACUAAAAUAUGUUCACCUUUUAAUUAUGCUUCCAUUGGUGAGAAUUGUACUUAUGAUCAUGAAUGUUUAUUUGAAUUAAAAUGUUUAAAUGGUCAUUGUGCUUUUGAAAAAUAUGAUGAUGUGGAAUGUAUAUUUGAUUCACAAUGUCCACUCGGACAAUAUUGUGAUGAACAAAAAUGUAGAACCCUCCAAUUAAAAGAUGGAGAAUGCGAAGUAUUUAGCUUAAACUUUACAAAAUGUUUUGAUGGUGAAGGUAUUUGUCGACCUAGUUCCAAUCGUAGUAGAAUUGGUACAUGUGUAAGAAAAAUUAAUGCUGGUGAAUUAUGUCUUAGGUAUCAUUUAAAUUGUGAUAUUUCUCAUAAUGAAUUUUGCGUAAAUGUUGAUGGAUCAUUAUUUGGAAUAUGUAAAAAAAUAGAGAAAAGAAGUUAUAAAACAUGUUUCUUUCCAAAGGAUUGUUUGGAUUGGGAAUAUUGUAAAUGUGAUAGGUCGAGUUCUGUUGGAUACUGUACGACAGUUUCAGAGAGCUUGGGAAGGCAUUGUGUUCUCACAUUACUACCACUUUUGGAAUGCUACUUGAAUAGUAGUUGUGAUACAGUGUUUUCACUCAAUCCACACUCUUGUCUACAUCAACAUUGCAGACAAGAGGUGAGAUGUGUCUUGGCAUUAUGUAUCGACCCUACUUUACCUAGGGAUUCAUGCAAAGGAUAUUCAUGUGAUUUGACACAAUACAUGGAUUGGAAUAAUCUUAGACUAAUCCCAGUGGUUCAAAUAGAUUAUUAA